This is a messenger RNA of Hypanus sabinus (Atlantic stingray), 2738 nucleotides long. It is a transcript of the gene ggcx, whose product is annotated as gamma-glutamyl carboxylase. Gene Ontology annotation, molecular function: gamma-glutamyl carboxylase activity; vitamin binding. Gene Ontology annotation, biological process: peptidyl-glutamic acid carboxylation. The record is from RefSeq and is a predicted model, not a curated record. Lineage: Eukaryota; Metazoa; Chordata; Chondrichthyes; Myliobatiformes; Dasyatidae. Bases 148 to 2397 code for a protein of 749 amino acids. The transcript is spliced from 15 exons.
AUCUCCUGCCCCCAGCGAGGGCGACCAAUCUCAACUGAGCCCAAACGCUGUGCGUUUGACGGCAGCGGCGGGGAUCCCACGCUCAUUGCCCUGGUGUUGAGUGCGUGAGCGGGAGGCGGUAGCGGGCCGAGUCGAGCCGAGCCGGAGAUGCGGCGGAGAGAUGGGGACGCCUCGACACCUGUCCUCGAUGAACCUCAACGUGCCAGAAGGAGGGAAGCGAAGGAGGCGGCAACGCAGGAGGGAGACAACAGAAUGAAGAGGAUCUUUGGGUUUGAGUUGUCAGAUUUCCGAAGUUGGCAUCGAUUCGUUUGUUUGUUAAAUCGACCCACUGACCCAGCGUCCCUGGGGGUCUUCAGGCUUCUCUUUGGGUUGCUGAUGAGCCUUGACAUCCCGCAAGAGCGGGGUUUGAGUUCGCUGGACCACAAGUACUUUGACGAGCUGGUGGUCUGCCGUUUCCCUCUGUUCAACUUCCUGAAGCCGCUUCCUUUGGACUGGAUGUACGUGGUCUUUGUCACCAUGUGGUUAGGUGCCAUUGGGAUCAUGCUCGGAUGUUUCUAUAGACUCUCCUGCCUGAUGUUCCUUAUCCCGUACUGGUAUAACUUCUUCCUGGACAAAACAGCAUGGAAUAAUCACUCAUACCUCUACGGACUCAUUGGCUUCCAGCUGACAUUGAUGGAUGCCAAUAGAUAUUGGUCUAUCGAUGGCUUGCGGAACCCCAGGAAGAGGAAUGCUCAGGUCCCCCUGUGGAACUACACUCUGCUGAGGAUCCAGAUCUUCAUUGUCUAUUUCAUUGCUGGUGUGAAGAAGCUCGACGCUGAUUGGGUGGAGGGGUACUCGAUGAACCAACUGGCAGGGCACUGGCUGUUUGAUCCUUUCAAGCUGGUGCUUUCAGAGGAGCUAGUGAGCCUUCUGGUUGUGCACGGAGGAGGUCUUAUGUUGGACCUGUCAGCUGGUUAUCUUCUCUUCUUCGACAUCACCCGUCCCUACGCCAUCUUCUUUGUCACGUACUUCCAUUGUAUGAACUCUCAGCUCUUCAACAUAGGGAUGUUCUCCUACACAAUGCUGGCAACAUCGCCACUGUUCUGCUACCCUGACUGGCCCAGGUCGUUCAUUCGGAAGUUCCCAGGCUUCCUGAGGGCAGUGCUCCCGCUCACUGAUCCGCCCCAGCCCAGCGACUCGUGCGUGCCUCCCAUCGGGGAACAGGGCAGAAGCACGGAGACGCCGCUCACAUUGCGACAGAGGCUGGGGGCAGUUUUCGUCAUCAUCUACGUUGCCGAGCAGUUCUUCCUGCCUUAUUCACACUUCAUCACGCAGGGGUACAAUAACUGGACCAAUGGGCUUUAUGGAUAUUCCUGGGACAUGAUGGUUCAUUCCAGAUCCCACCAACAUGUCAAGAUAACCUACAAGGAUGGGGUAACUGGAGAGGUCGGCUACCUAAAUCCGGGUGUGUGGACGCAGAGCCGGCGCUGGAAGGACCACGCGGACAUGCUGAAGCAGUAUUCCAGCUGCCUGGCCCAGGAACUCCGCCGGUACAACAUCAUCAAUCCCGAGAUCUACUUUGACAUCUGGGUGUCUAUAAACGACAGGUUCCAGCAGAGGCUUUUCGAUCCGCGGGUCGACGUCGUAACGGCCGAGUGGUCCCCCUUCAAGAAGACAUCGUGGCUGAUGCCGCUGCUGGUUAACCUCUCGCCCUGGAGGCUGAAGUUUGAAGAAAUUGAGAAAACUCUGGACAAUCAGACGGAUGUGGUUUUCAUUGCGGAUUUUCCAGGGCUUCACUUGGAGAACUUUGUGAGCGAAGAUCUGGGCAAUACCAGCAUCCAGGUGCUAAAGGGGGAGUUGGCUGUGGAGAUUGUGGCGGAGAAGAAAAACUACAGCCUGAAGGAGGGAGACAAGAUGCAGCUGCCGGCUGGUGACUAUCACAACGUGUACACCACGUCUGAGGAGCCCUCAUGUUACAUGUACGUCUACGUCAACACUACCCUGGUGAAAUUUGAAGAGAAUUACACGCGUUUUGUGGAGCUUCAAGAGAAGGUUAAGAAUGGAACUGACACCAGAGACAUUCCACCUGAGCUGCGAACCAUCCUGAACGGAAGUGUGGAGAGCAGCAACGUCACGGACCCGACUCUCGCGGCUUUCGUGCGCCGGCAGAGGAGGCAGGAGGAGUACGAGAGGAGGAGGAACUCAACCAUGCUGGAGAGACUGAUCAGAUUUGCACAGAAAAAGCACUACAUCUUCCGACGGAGCUUCCUCAUGACUGGCUACGCACUGAGGAAUCUCAUCUUUGGACGACCUCCAGAGGAACAGCUGGCAGAAGAGUUUCAUUACGCUGACAUGAGACCUUAUGAGGGUGUAAAUCCUGAACCUCAGAGCAAGACAGAAGAUCGUAUGGAACUAUGAAGUUGGCAUGGCCACCAAUAACAUUACAACCCCAAAGCUUCUGUGGCUAAUGGAUGCAAGUUCCAUAGAACUACCAGUACUACGCACCCCAAACUGGAUUUUUAAAAGGAUUUUAUGGAUGGUUUGUGAAAACCAGAUUUUGUUUUUCAUUUCAGUGCCUUGGGAUCUGGUUUGUAAAAAGAAAAGCACAACACAAAAUCAAUCUUUAAAUAUUGUAAUUAAAUUUCACACUAAAUGCUGAGGGUCCAAUUUAAGAUACUUCCAAGAAGGAUCUGUGGGACACCAUUGCAAGCCGUACUAUUUUUAGUGAAAUAUUCAAUAAACCCUUGGCCGUCUCUUCA